Molecule: messenger RNA, 1244 nt
Organism: Tyto alba (common barn owl)
Lineage: Eukaryota; Metazoa; Chordata; Aves; Strigiformes; Tytonidae
Product: 40-kDa huntingtin-associated protein-like
Exons: 1
Coding region: 12-1076 (354 amino acids)
Biological process (GO): vesicle cytoskeletal trafficking
Cellular component (GO): early endosome
Molecular function (GO): protein binding
Source: RefSeq, a predicted model, not a curated record
UGCGGCGCGCCAUGCUGUCGGCGGCGGGCGGCUCCGGCUCCGGGCCCGGCGGGGCUGGCGGCUCCGGGCCGGGGCUCGGCGGGGACGGCGACUUCCUGUCGCGGUACCGGCUGGUGUCGGCCAAGCUGCGGCGGCGGUUCCUGCGCAAGCCGAACGUGGCGGAGGCGGCGGAGCAGUUCGCGGCGCUGGCGCGGGAGCUGCGCGCCCAGGAGAGCCUCCCCUACGCGGCCUGGUGCCAGCUGGCUGUGGCGCGCUGCGCCCAGAGCCUCUUCCACGGCCCCGCCGAGGCGGCCGCGCUGGCCGAGGCGGCGCGGCUCUUCCUGCGCCAGGAGCGGGACCUGCGGCAGCGCCUGGGGCUGCGCGGCGGCUUCGGCGAACACGCGGCGGCGGCGCAGAGCUGCGGCGCCUUCGCCGCCCGCCUGCACCUGGAGCGGGGGCAGCCGGCGCUGGCGGCCGGGCUGUGCCUGGAGCUGGCGGCAGCCCUGCGCGACCUGGGCCGGCCCGCCCGCGCCGCCGCGCCCCUGCAGCGGGCGGCCGAGCUGCUGGCGGCGGCGCGGCUGCCCCUGGAGGCGCUGCGCUGCCUGGCCGAGCGCGCCUCCUGCCUGCUGCUGGGCCGCGACUACGCCGGCGCCUUGGCGGCGCUGACGCGGGCGCAGGCGCUGGCCGGGGCCGGGGCCGGCGGGGCCGCGCCCGGCGGCGCUUUCCUGGACUUGCUGGCGCGCUGCGAGGUGUCGCGGGUGCUGCUGCUGCUGCUGCUGCAGCCGCCGCCCGCCAAGCUGCUGCCCGAGCACGCCCGGACGCUGGAGCAGUACUGCUGGGAGGCGCCGGAGGGCGGCGCGGCGCCGGGGCCCGGCGGCGGCCCCGGGGCGGGCGGCGGGCUGCCGCCGGCGGCGAGCUACCUGCCGGCCGAGCUCUUCCUGCUGCUGCAGUCGGCCGUGCUGGCGUGCCAGGAGAAGGACGCGGAGGCGCUGAAGGCGCUGCAGGCCGAGCUCUGGCCGCUGCUGAGCGCCGAGCAGAACCACCUGCUGCACCUGGUGCUGCAGGAGAUGCUCAGUCCCGCCGGGCAGGGCCUCUGAGCACUGCUGCUGCCGGCACGGACGGGCCACGCCGCGCUCCCGCGGGACCGGUCUGGGACUCGUUGCUCGAGCCACGGUCUGUGUCAGCGCCUCCUUGGCACCACUAUUUAUUUUUCACGCGAGUUCUGUAACAGAAGCGAGUAACAAUUGAGCAGCAAAAGCGAUCUA